GGACAUGACACGAUUUAUGACACUAUAGUGACAGUUGGAAUAAGUUAGUACCAAAAAUCUUCAACUGUCUUGGGAAACUGGUAAUAAUGGCGUCUUCCUUGAAUGUGUUCGUGUAUGGAAGCCUAUUAGCUGACGAAAUUGCUUGUGCACUCCUUAAACGUGUCCCUCCUUCUAAUCCUGCUAUUCUCCAUAACUACCAUAGGUUUAGCAUCAAAGGGCGUGUUUAUCCUGCCAUUCUACCAGUAGAAAACAAGAAAGUUACUGGGAAGGUUUUUUUGGAUAUCACUGUUCCUGAGUUGAAUAUCCUGGAUGCAUUUGAGGACUUUGAGUAUGAAAGGACGACUGUUGAUGUUUCCCUGAUGGACAGUUCCAAGACAUUGCAGGCUGAAACAUAUGUUUGGGUUGACAAGACGGAUCCAGAUUUAUACGGGGAAUGGGACUUUGAGGAAUGGAAAGUGUUGCACAAGGGAGACUUCUUGAAAAUGACAACGGGGUUCAGUGAAGAAAUGGAGCUACCUGAAUCAAAAACUAGAGUGGCAACUUAUGAAUCCUUCUAUGCACAACAGGAAGAGAACAAGUCCAACCCUUGAUGUAGUUGAUGAAUAGUAAUUGCAAAAGCAGUAGCGUAUUUUGUGCUUGUGCUCAAACUACACAAUAAUGUGCAAUUGAAGGACGGGACAUACCCACAGGCGGAGCUAGGGGGUGCAAGGAGUUUCAUCUGAAUCCUCUCCGCUGGAAAAUUAUACCGUAUAUACAAGGUUAAAUUAUUUGUUAUGCAUAUAUAGUAGAUGUUGAAUUCCUUCGCUUCUUCGUGUAUUUACUUUUUUAUAUUAUAUUUUGAAUUCCCGUCAUAGAAAUCCUGGUCUGCCAGACUGCCACUGGA
This is a messenger RNA of Lycium ferocissimum, 883 nucleotides long. RefSeq names its product AIG2-like protein D. The transcript is spliced from 6 exons. The coding region runs from base 87 to 590 and encodes 167 amino acids. The record is from RefSeq and is a predicted model, not a curated record. NCBI's taxonomy places the organism in Eukaryota, Viridiplantae, Streptophyta, Magnoliopsida, Solanales, Solanaceae.